Stylonychia lemnae is the source of this 759-nucleotide messenger RNA. The record is from the annotation of a GenBank genome assembly. Lineage: Eukaryota; Ciliophora; Spirotrichea; Sporadotrichida; Oxytrichidae.
AUGGAAGACUCGUUCGCAAGUGACUAACUUGAGAAUAAUAACGAAGCUCAAAGUAAUAAUGCCGAUUAGAGCAAUUACUAAUCUCUCUAAAGAUAAAGCACUUAAUCUUAAAAUAAUCAUGUGCCAAUAAGAAAACUCUCUAGUAUGAACUUAAAAGAGUGCAGAAUAUGUUUUUUGACCAACAAUUAAGAGGACAUUCUGAAUAAUCCAUGCCAAUGCAAAGGAAGCAUGUCCUUUGUGCACGAAUAAUGCUUAGUCAAAUGGAUUACAUAGCAGAAUAUUAGAAUAUGUGAGCUGUGUAAAUCUCCAUUUAACAUGCUAGAGGAAUAUAUAGGAUUUAAAUAGCUAAUCAAGAACAACUUCUAGUAUUUAAUCUCAGACAAGCGACGUAUAUUGAAGCUUGGAAUUUACUUGCUGUAUUUAUACUUAUUUGGCAAGAGACUAAUUCUUAUAUUCCAGUACUUCAAAAACUUCCUCAAAUACUACCUUAAGAUAAUAUUCAACCAUACCAAGGCAAAGCUUAGACAAUCAAAGAUAGAUGCCAAUUAAUUGACAAGAUUACAAAAGCUCAAGCUUGCUUUUUAUAAGUUUUUGGGAUUCUUAAAGUUUAUUUACAGUCUUUUCAUAGCAGUGUAACUUGGCUAUUUAGGAUGGAACGAAUCAUAAAGAAUAUAAGGUUUAAUAAAAUUUGUAAUAAACAACUCUAAGAUGAUCAGAAUUAAAAGUGGGUAGGCUUAGAACAUCAAUUAGUAGUAAUGA